CAAUAUUCGAGUAGUAGCCACAUUUCACUUUCAUCUAUACAGAUUCUGAUUCGUUCGUUUGAAUCAGUAAUCGCGCAUCUCGUCUCGUCGGAGAAGAAUGUCGCUUAUGGAUAAUCUGUUAGGUAUCCUCCGCGUUCGUGUCCAACGCGGUGUCAACCUCGCCGUACGUGAUGUUUCCAGCAGCGAUCCUUACGUCGUCCUCAAGCUAGGUCGUCAGAAACUCAAAACCAAAGUGGUGAAGCAAAACGUAAACCCACAAUGGCAAGAAGAUUUGUCAUUCACAGUAACCGACCCUAAUCUCCCGCUUACUCUGAUUGUGUACGAUCACGACUUCUUCAGCAAAGACGACAAAAUGGGAGACGCAGAGAUCGAUUUGAAACCGUACAUCGAAGCCUUACGAAUGGAACUCUCCGGUUUACCAGACGGAACCAUCAUAUCGACCAUCGGUCCAAGCCGUGGCAACUGCUUAGCCGAGGAAAGCUACAUCCGUUGGAUCAACGAUCGAAUCGUUCAGCACAUUUGUCUCCGACUCCGUAACGUCGAGCGUGGUGAAGUUGAGAUUGAACUCCAAUGGAUUGAUCUUCCCGGUUCUAAAGGCUUGUAAACAAUUUUCGAAAGUUACCUUAUUGGGCUUUUUAAACUUAUUUAUUGGGAUAAGCCCAUUAUAUAAAUAUAAUAUGAGGCCUAUGAUCCGAUUGGAUUCGGUCUGGAGUUAUUUUUCACAAAUAAACAUUUGAAAUAUUUAUGAACAUUAUGAUAUUGAAGUAUGAAUGUGUGUGUGAAACCAUUGGGUUUGUGUCUGCCCAAGGCGGCACGAAUUUUAGUGAUUGAUGUUUAGUUUGAAGGAAUCGUGAG
Molecule: messenger RNA, 855 nt
Organism: Arabidopsis thaliana (thale cress)
Lineage: Eukaryota; Viridiplantae; Streptophyta; Magnoliopsida; Brassicales; Brassicaceae
Product: Calcium-dependent lipid-binding (CaLB domain) family protein
Exons: 3
Coding region: 98-604 (168 amino acids)
Biological process (GO): positive regulation of abscisic acid-activated signaling pathway
Cellular component (GO): plasma membrane; nucleus
Source: RefSeq, marked reviewed